This is a messenger RNA of Ixodes scapularis (black-legged tick), 536 nucleotides long. RefSeq lists its product as uncharacterized. The record is from RefSeq and is a predicted model, not a curated record. The transcript has 4 exons. Lineage: Eukaryota; Metazoa; Arthropoda; Arachnida; Ixodida; Ixodidae. Bases 12 to 467 code for a protein of 151 amino acids.
CUUGGAAAGCAAUGAAAAAUGCAGCAUCUCCACAUUCUGAGCUGCUUGAAAUUGUCCUGCUGAUCGCAGCCUGGUUUGGAGAGCACCCACAUGGAAUACUUCAAACAAGAGAGGCCUGCCUAACCUCAGACGAGAUAGAAAGACGGCCAGAUGCUCCACUCUCCCCUUGCAUCAUUGCGGCUGGAGAUGACAUCUGGUCUCCAGAAGAAUAUAUGCUGCUCCUUGAUGGGCACGUUGUGGCAACUGCACCAGAGUUCGACGUCGCCCUCCGCAUGCUGUUUGCCAGCUACUUUUCAUUCCACAUUUGCUACGCCCAAGAAGUCUCAUCUACGCUUGAGUUCAUCCAGAGGGCACUUUUCGGCAUCAAUCCUGACCGUGGCAGCAAGGGCAAAAAUGGGAGAACGCAAGUGAACAAACGAGUGCUCAACCUGUUUCAACGAAUAACGGAGUCUCAGUGGAACAUAUAGGUAAGUCUAUUGUGCUCUGUGACCAGUUCGCGGUUACGGCAGAGCAGUAACAAUAAAAUACAGCACACA